GCGCCGCUCCAGGCGGCCGGACCCCGCGCACCCAUGCUGCUGACGCUGGCCUGGGGCUCGCUCUUCUUCCCCGGGCUCUUCGCGUUCUGCACCUGGGCGCUGCGCCGCUCGCGGCCCGAAUGGACCGACUUCGACUGCGUGAUGAUCAGCACCAGGCUGGUUUCUUCGGUGCAGGCUGUGCUGGCCACCGGCUCAGGCAUCGUGGUCAUCCGCUCCUGCAACAACGUGAUCAGCGACAGGCACUGGCUUGCCCGAGAGUACGUCUGGUUUUUAAUUCCGUACAUGAUCUACGACACUUACGCAAUGUACCUCUGUGAAUGGUACCGGGCCAGAGACCAGAACCGCGGACACGCCACCACCUUCCGAAACUUCCUCAGUCAGAACCGCCUCAUGAUCACGCACCACGCAGUCAUUCUGUUUGUCCUCGUGCCGGUCGCACAGAGGCUCCGGGGACACCUCGGCGAUUUCUUUGUCGGCUGCAUCUUCACGGCAGAACUGAGCACUCCAUUCGUGUCGCUGGGCAGAAUUCUGAUUCAGCUAAAGCAGCAGCACACCCUUCUGUACAAGGUGAAUGGAAUCCUCACGCUGGCCACCUUCCUAUCCUGUCGGAUCCUCCUCUUCCCCUUCAUGUACUGGGCCUACGGCCAACAGCAGGGGUUGAGCCUGAUCCAAGUGCCAUUCAACAUCCCUUUCUAUUGCAACGUGGCCAACGCCUUCCUCAUCGCUCCCCAGAUCUACUGGUUCUCUCUGCUGUGCAAGAAAGCAGCUCGGCUCUUUGACGUUCCGGAGGUCAAAAAGGAGGGGUAACCGCUCCUGGGGCUCAGGCAGGGAGGCUGCCUCCUCACAGGAGCCGCAUCCUGCGCUCAGCAUUCGUGGACCAAAUCAUCGCCCUGGGUGGCCUCAGCUUUUAUGUAUUGAUAAGCAGAUGGAUUUGAGUUUUUCUAAAGAAUAUUCAUAUUGCCUCCCUCUUCUAACCUGCCCUUUUUGCAAAAGCACUUUUUUCUUAGUUAACCAUUCAAUCCCGCCAGACCUCCACUGGCAGCAAGGUGGUUUUACUGCGAGCCUAAGGAUGCCUCCUUGGGUCUUAUCUCAAGAGCUCUGGGAGAUGGAAGCCUGGGGCGUGGAGACCAGUGGAGCAGGGUGAUAAGUGUCUGGGCGCCUGCCUGGCCCAAAUGUUGGCGGCUACCCACCCUUCCAGUCACUCAGGACGGCAUCCACUACACUGGGCCAGCGGAGCAAACGAUGACUUGGUUCUUGAAGUAAUGUCUGCUUGCAGUGUUGGCCUGGGAAAAUCACUGUGGGUAGAUAGUUUUUAAAGUGUUUACCCGGUAACCCGUUGGUUCUUUGCCUCACCCUCACUGCCGUGUCUACUGACUUCCAGUCAGAAGUCUCCCUGGCAGUGAGGUGUAGGGAUGGGACCCUGAAGUACUUGAGUAGGCAGGAGGCCAAGAGGUCAGCAUGACCUUCGCAGGCUGACUUGGUAGAAGACCAGCGUCAAGCCUGAGUUUGCUGCAGUCACAGACACUAUUCCCCUCUUAGCAUGUCCCCUCAUGCCCAGCUCUCCCCACAUCCACAUGCAUCGGAUGUGUCCCCAACAGCUAUGGGCAAACUGCUCACUGGGUAAUCCCGCUCUGGGCACUGUUGGAAGUGGACUUUUAUGCUCCCAGCCAUGUGGCUCAUCUAGACUGCAGGGUGCUCCCCAGAGCCCCUGGAUGAGCCAGAGCUCAUGGUCCACAGCCCAGUCCCUUGUUGAGCGGACUGCGUCCACAGGACACUGGAGAAAAGGAGGGCAGCCUGCCUGGCCCAGUACGUCCCCUGUGCUGACGCCUUCACCCCAUAUGCAAAUAGGAUCCUCUGGUGCCAACACUAAUCAUUCCUUAUCAACUAGGAGGGGUCUGAGACUGUGCUACCAGUUUUUCAAGUGGUAGUGAAAAACUAGAAUUCUAGAAGUGCCUUGAACUCUUAAAAGGACGGAAUGUCACGUAACAGCAUCUGAAAUUCUGACUGGUCGUCUUUAAUGGGUGCCAUUUACAAAAUGUAAGAUGCGACAAUUUUUUAUACUGUUUUAUUUACUGUAUCUAUCUGUGUAAGUCAUCCCUGUGGUGAUUAAAUUGCACUAAUGUUUCCCAA
Molecule: messenger RNA, 2130 nt
Organism: Lepus europaeus (European hare)
Lineage: Eukaryota; Metazoa; Chordata; Mammalia; Lagomorpha; Leporidae
Gene: TLCD3A
Product: TLC domain containing 3A
Exons: 5
Coding region: 34-807 (257 amino acids)
Biological process (GO): lipid homeostasis
Cellular component (GO): membrane; endoplasmic reticulum
Source: RefSeq, a predicted model, not a curated record